AUGGAGGAGGAUGAGGAGGAUGAGGAUGAUGAUGAGGAGGAUGAGGAUGAUGAUGAUGAUGAGGAGGAGGAGGAGGAGAACAACCAGCUGACCUUCCUGGAUGUCCUCGUCUGCCGCAAAGAUUGUGGUGGCCUAAAAACCAAAGAGUUCGGGAAAGCUACAAAUACGACGCAAAUACUGAACUUUAAUAGCAACCACCCGAUCAGUCACAAACGCAGGUGCGUACGGACGCUAUACCGGCGCGUUGAGACGCACUGCAGUGAAAUGGAAGACAAGAUUGCUGAAUUACAAUAGCUUCGACGGGUAAUGAAAGCCAAUGGUUACCCGCGCAACGUUGUCAAACAGUGCAUGCGAAGACGACACCUGAGACCAAAUCAAGCCGACCCCAAAUGUCGGCGGGCUGUUCCGUACGUGAAGAACGUCUCAGAAGCCGUCAGUCGUCUUCUCACUCCACUUGGAGUUGGGGUUGCACACAGGCCGGAAGCAACCAUUAGGCAUCAAUUCAUGGGGCCGAAAGAUCCGCUGCCACGGCAGGAAACGUCUGGAGUCGUUAACCGGAUGUGGUGUAGUUGCGGACAAAGCAGUUAUGUCGGAGAAAUUGGGAGAUAACUCCGUACGCGAAUUGCCGAGCACGCAGCAGCAGUGAGGCGGGGAGACGCUGGCUCUAAGGUUGCGGCACACUCGACAGGACCCGGCCAUAUUUUCAAGUUUCAAGAGGCCGAAAUGCUCGCAAGGAGUGGCAACCGCGUGAGUCGCGAGCUGAUGGAGUCACGGUUCUCAGGCCCGCAAUCCAUCAACAAGCACAAUGACCUCCCGGUACCAUAUUCCGUGCUGAGAUUUUCCCUGGGCAGAGGAGUUAGUCACGUGGGGAGGACGCGGAUGAGCAAUUAUCCCAUUGACAUUGAGCCAAUUUUCCGCGCCAUCGUCACACCAGCAUCCAGCACGGAUGACGAAAUCACGGCCAUUAACGACUCGGACGCGGACUGACAAGCCACCAUCGCAUCAAUUACGACCCCAGCUGUUAAUUACAGUGCGCAUAUGUUCCCACGAGAGCCACGUGCUAUAAAUACUGCACUCCUUGGUGCCACAAUCGCCUUUAUCUGCUAAUGUCUCUGAUGAUGGAUUCGAGUAAGGACCCGAAACGUCAGGCAAAUAAAUUUCUUGUUCCGGUGAUCGCAUCUUCAUCUUCUGAACUGCUUCCUGGAACUCGCCUGUUCGCUUCUAUCAGGAGAGAAUUUCAUUAGCCAUUUUGAGCUCCAAACUGAGAGAGCAAGCAAGUCAGCAUGGAUUUGCUCCAGGCAAUGAAGGCUCGUAGAUUUUUGAAAGAACAUGCACAUUUGAGAUCAUCGGCAUAAAUAAAUGAUUGAGAAUGUUUAACUGCUGCUGGAAUAUCAUUUAUGUAAAGCAAGAACAAAAGAGGACCUAAAACGGCACCUUGUAGGACACCACUUACAAUAGGGCUUUCACUGGGAAGUAAAGAUCCCACUUAAACCUUUUGUUUACGAUUAGACAGGUAUGAUCUGAGAAAGUCUAUUAGUUGACUGCGAAUUCCCAAAGCUUCCAAUUUAACCAAGAGUAUUUUAUGUGGUACUUUAUCAAAGGCUUUACUAAGAUCAAAAUAAAUAACGACAACAGAUAGAUGGUCAUUACGAAGAGAGGUAAGUAGAUUGAGAAACGACAGAUGACAUGUUUCACAAGAGCGAUCUGGUAAAAAACCAUGCUGGGAAGGGCUAAUAACUUGAUUGGCUACGCAAAAGUCGGUAAUUUUUAAGGCGACUGUCUCUGAUAAUGAGUUCGGGCGAGAAUUCGAAACGUCAGGGCGAUAAAUUUCUUGUUCCAAUCAUCACAACUUCGUCUUCUCAGUCACAAGCGUUGGCUUUUCUGUGAACUGUCUGUUGAUGGCGGAGUUCGAUGAGAGAUCCGAAUACCCCGGAAGGUCAGCAAUAAUAUGCAGUUUUCAAUAUCUUCUGCCAAUUGUCCACAACCUUGGUUUCUCUAAUUUAUGUUCGCCGAAAUUUUUAAAAUAAGACAAUCCUUAAACUAUUUUGGCUCUUUGCGAGUUCUUCGGUGUUCAUUUUCCGGCAAACGAUAUUUUAGGUCAUAUCUGUAGGCGAGCUUACAGAUGAAGCCCGGCCGCUGUAUGAAAUGAUUGUUUACUGCAAGCAUCUGAUAUGAGUGUGCAAUUUGACAAAGAAGCUUCCCCUUUGAUAAAUCCUCCCUUUUUAAAAUUCACUGUUGUAAUGCGUCACAAACCACUGUCUACGUCCUUCAAUUUCCCCCUUUAUGUAUUUAUCUGAUUGGUACUGGCAGUUUCUUUGCCACAAACGAAAAUUUCUAAUUUUUCUAUUUUUGGGAUAGUUAUAAACUUUUUGUGGACUGAAUUCCUGCAGGAAAAUGCGCAGCAGUGCGGCCAUUUACAUAUAAAUUCGGGUUUAGUUCAGCCUAAAAGGGUACGCUGUGAAUAAACAUCAAACCACUUAGCCGAAAGCCAAAUUAAGCCCUUGAUGCAGAGCCCAUUUGGGGUUGUUUUAAAAACACUUGUCUGAGCCUGAAAACCACUGAUGUGAUAAAACAAAUUUUUAUCGGUGCCAGGAGGGCUAAAAAAUUGCCAAAAUUUGCAGACCAGGAUUUUUACAGAAGAAAGAGUUCCUGUUUCCCGACAGCAGUGUGGUAAUUCACACUCCAGGGCGGAAAAGUCAGAUUUUGAAUUAGCGAAGGCAGCUUUAAAGGCUGCUGCCUUGUAGGCAAACAUAUGACUAUAGGCGGAUCCGAUCUAAGAUGGUCACUGGCAUAAGGAGUUGCCUGAGUAUAAAGUACAGUAGGUGGAAUGUCAACCGAAAUUCCGAAAUGCGUUUUCGUUUCGAAAAGAGUACCUAAGAAGGGUUGUAAAACAAAUCAUCAUUUAGAUACUUCGGGAUGCUGGCUUUGAACGAACUUCCUUCCGACUGCAUAUGAAAGCUGCAGUUUGCAAUGAUUAUUUAAUCCGCAUGCAUUUUUCUCAUUGAUUUUCGACGCCUCUAAAAGUGCUCUUAUAUUUCAUGAAAACAUGCAUUAAAAUAUUCACUCCUUUACCAAACUAUAUCCUUCCUUCGAGUAUGAGAUUGAAAGAAGACGUAAUUAUCUACCGAAUGAGCAAAAGAAUGAAUAUUUUUAUGCAUAUUUUCCAUGAAAUAUAAUUUAACUUUAAGGAGCAUCGAAAAUCAAUGAGAAAAUGCAUGCUGCAUUGGUAGUCAUUUUUUACAGAGUAUGGUUUUUACAUGCAGCCGGAAGGAAGUUCAUUCGAUAGCCGGCAUCCUGAGGUGACUGAAAUAUUAUAUAAUUAUGUUGCAGGCUGACUAGUUCUGCAAGCCUACUUAAUUAGUCUUUUCGAAACGGAAAUGCAUUCCGAAAUUUCGGUCGGCAUUUCAUGGGUUAGCUCACCUACUGUAAUGUGGGAAUCCGUCGAAAUUACGUCUUCUUAAUCGCUACGAUAACCUAAACGUAGUAUCUGUUUAGGAAAGAAAUUUUUCGAAACGCCUUAAGCUCGCGGGUAGUAUACAGGACGUCCGAACGGACCGACCAUACGACUUUCUUGCCGUGUUACAUGAGGAUGCAAACCCUCUUUUGGGGGUAGUCUAGCGCUGAAUUCCAGGGAAAUUAGGGUUAUGGGUAGGGUCUGGGUUAGGGUGAGGACUCAGAUACAGGCAAACUACUUCGAAUUUAACGCAAGGCCACAUGCAAUACCUAGUAAAAAACAGGGAGUUCAAAGGUUCAACAGCUACAUUCCCCUUAAAUAAACUGAACUGGCCGUUCCUAUUCAUGCGUCCCGUUUUACUGGACCCUAAAACACAGUAAUUGCCCUAAAUGAGAGCGGCGGCUACAUUGAAUUGUGGCAGGCGUUAUAUGGGAAUCGCGAACCCAUAACAAAUGCUAACAUUUGGAGUGUGGCGGCACACCUAGACGCAGGUUCACUCCGCGCCAAAUGGGACCCCUGCCGUCCCUCCUCCAUAACUGUUGUUGGUCAAAGUCCUGAUCAGGGGUUUGCUGUUGACCUGGAGGUGUGGUGGUACCUCUAGGUGCGUGUUUACAUCGUGCCAGUCUCCUCCGCACUUCCCCGCCUCCGGCUGUCUUGACACCGGACCCAGAUGAAAGAGGAGAAGGGAGAAGUCACCUUCCCUGUUCUCACCCUGCCUGCAUAGCGCACGGUGGACAUCUUCGAAGACUCUGUACAGUUACAAGACGAACUGAAUCGCUUGCAACAAAGGUGCGAUGAGUGGUGUCUUGGCCUCAAUCGUAACAAAUGUCAACUUGCCCGAUUACAAUCGGCCAACAGGAGGCCGUUGAGAUUUGAAUUUCACUACUUUAUAGGAGGUCACUAACUCGAAUCAGUCAACGACUUAAGAGACCUCGGUGUGUGGAUGACGUCAACUCUCAAACCAUCGUCUCACUGUGCCAAGGUAUCCAAGAAAACUAUGGGUAUCCUAGGCGCGAUUAGAAGAUCCUUCGUCAAUUUUGAUGAAGAACUUUUCGGCCGAGUAUUUGGAGCAUACGUUUGACCAAUGUUGGGAUAUUGUGUUCAGGCAUGGUGUCCCUGGACGAAAAAAGAUUACACCCUACUGAAGAACGUACAACGAAGGGCGACCAAGCUAGUCGGCGGAUUAAACAGCCUUCCUUAAGAGAUACGUCUGGAAAAGCUAAAAAUAUUUCCUCUCUCUUAUAGACUACAGAGGGGAUAUGAUCAUGGCCUUUAGGAUCGUCAGAGGGCUAGACUGUGCUCUUCAGUUUGACGAUUUCUUCGAACUGGUGUGGACGAAAAAUCUUUGAGUGCACCAACAUAAAUUGAAGCUAAAAUAUGCCAAACUCGAAUUGAAGGCCAGAUUCUUCUUCCAUUAAACUGGUCGAAGGAUGGAACAAAUUACCAAACUCCGUUGUCUAAGCGGAAAACGUUAAGACCUGCAAAAGAAGACAAGAUACGUUUAUGCUUGGUAGGCAAACAUUUACACGAUAUUAAUGACUGGCAUAACUGCUAUGUAAAUAUCUGCAUGCGUCUAUCUGUGAAUAGGGUUUUCCAAAACUCUGCCUAUAUCCCUCGUAUAUACUGAAUUAUACUGAACUGAAAAAACCAAGGCUCGGACUAUCGUCUUCCUUUGGAAAUAUUUAGUCACCCGCUGUGGUUCUGGCACUUUCUGUAAUUGCUGGCAUUCCAGAGGAGCAGUGGUACGUCGAGUGUUACGCGAAGAAGAAAUAACCGCAAAUUGUAGUCAUCAGUGGUAAUGAAACUGCCGAAGGUUGGGAGUUUUAAACAGCGCCGCAAGUUGUUUCCGCGCUCUGCAGAGAACCACCUCUCCGGAACUCUCAAUUUCCGGAGUUAGAGCUCCGUUUCGCACGCUUAGGCAUUUUACAUUUUUAGGAGAAGCCAGAGCAGAUUAAGACUGCGGAGAGAAACACUAGGGAACAGGUUAUUCGGACCUCUUGAAACAGCUUAGGAUGGAAGUUAUCAAAACGUGUAGAGGAAUGUUAGGCCUAAAGGUCUGCGUCAAUGGUAAAAUAGGACAUUUUUCAAAAUGUAAAGCUUUGUGUUUCAGAUGUUUGGGUAUCGCAUUUCAGAAUUUUUGAAUUCUACCCCUGAUCCUAUCCGCAGGAUGAAAAAACGCUGAUUCUCAUCUACAGUCAGCAACCACUUUCAGGAAAUCUCGAUCGAACUUUCUGAAAUGACUUUUAAUUAGGAAGGAUUACUUAUGCGUGGUUGUAAUAUUGAUUGCCCUAUAGUUUAGUCCCGUGAUGUUUCAGCCACGUCGAGCUACUGGUUUUAGAACGCUGCUUAAACUGUGUUCAUUUUCUCUGUCGAUUUUCGACGUCCUCCUAAAUUCAAAAAUAGUUUGUAGGAAACAUGUACUAAGGCAUUCUUUCUUGUGCUCAUUUGGUAGAAAACCAAGUCUUCUUCAAAUUUUGCACUCGAAGAAUGGGCAUUUUCGGUUUUAAAAAGCUACAAAUUACGAGAUUUUUAAGACCAUGCAAUAGUUAUCCAAAUAGCAUCGUGGCUGUCUGCUUAGUAAUACCCUUCACUAAGUAUACAGCAUAGUCCCAAUCCGUCGGAACAUUCCAUGAUCACAUACAGUAUUUUGCUGGUAGCAUAAAAGAAUGCAUGUUUUCCCUUACACAGAAACCAAACAGCUUGUAGACCGUAGGCCUUAUACAAAAAUGCAACAGCAUAUCAAGUCGAGAAUUAUUCAGGAAUAGAAAAAGAUUUUUUAAACCAAAAGAUACUCUUCUCUCCUGGACAAAAUUUCAGUAAGACAUGGUCUGCCACUACCUGAUUACAAGAAAGUAAAAUUUUGUGCUUGUCCCCAGAAAAAUAUUUUUGAGCUUAUAAUGGCGCUGAAAAUCAAUGGGGAAAUCGCAUACUGCCUAACUAGCCGCGUUUACUGAGUGCGGUUUUUGCGGGAAGCCGACAAGAAGUGCAUUCAAAAGCCGAGAUCCUGGCGUAUCUGAAAUAUCAUGGGAGUACGUCGAAAGAUAAGCAGUAUUACAGCCCCCCCUAAGUAAUCCUUCCUGAUCAAAAUCCCAUUUCAGAAUUUCGGUCAACAUUUCAUGAGAUCGACCGCUGACUGUACGGAUUAUUACGGCAUUCCAGCACCUCUUCCUAAUGGUCGAUAUAUUAACUAGCACCUAAAAUAGAGCAGUCUGCUUGAAGGCGGUUUUCUCUAAAUAUUGCCAAAUAGAGGAGUACACUUUUCUAGGAAUUCCAGUUUUCUUUUAACGAGGUUAUUUUCCACGGGCAAAUGCAUCUGUGUAUAUAAUUAGAGGGGAUGCAGUCAGUCAGUUAGUUGGAUUUGUUUUUGUUUUCGCUGUCAUUUCAACCUCCUGAUAAUGAUCGCUACUGGAAAUGCCACUCAAGCCACUAAUGGGCUGGAAGAUGUACCAAUAGUAAUUGAGAUGCUGCCAGCAUACGCCUCGCGCUUCCAAUCGAUUUUUUGCGAAAUCACAAUCGGCCGCCUUCAAAGACUACACGCAAACGUUUUCGCAAGUGCGCGCGACCCCUGGCAGCACGUGAGCACGCUGGCACGGUUGUCGCGCGAAGCGAGCGAGGAAACUCAGCCCGGUCGGUGUGAGCCUCUGAUUGGCGGAGCUCAAGAACGAGGAAAUGCGUGGAAGAGCGAGAACAGGCCGCCGUGUCAGCCGACAGAGCAACCAAGCAGGGCUGGAAGCUGCGCCACCUCAAGCGGAGAAAACAUCUCCACGCUGCUGCUGCUGCUGCCGCUGAUGAACUUUGGGUAAAUAUGCCCUCCUGGUGAAUACUAGCAAUACAUUGCCAUACCAUUAGCUACCUUUCUAAAGUGCGGCAGCUCUCAAGAGACAACGGACUGGUAAGCAUUCAUUUCUUCGCAAUUAUUUGCUUUGUGAAAUCAUGUCACAUCGUUAUUGUGCUUCGGCACGAAACUCACCAUCCACAGGAAGACGAUCGAUGCAGUAUUUUUGAUAAUGCUUGCUGACUACUGAGUAUUGCUAUAUUGCUUAAAUUACAAAGCUUGUCGGUUUUAUUAGUUACUGGAGCCCAAUUGGGGAGCAAUUUGACAAUUUUUUUCAGAUUUCGGGUCUUCCUGAAUUUAUUUUCCUAGUUGUCCAACAGAAUCCUGUUAAAUAAGCUUCCUACAAAGUGCCUUUUGAUUCACUAAAAGGCAACGGUAUAGAGAAGGACCCAACUUAACCGUCAGUAGACUGUAUAUCGAGUCAUAUGCGCUGGCUGUUGCAGAAAUUAAGCUGCCAACAAGGAUUACUUCCCACGACCUCACACGUUAACUCAAAAUUUGUUAUUGUGGGAAAUUUGCUUGUUGUUUAUUGCUUACUACUCUCAUUUCCGUUGUCGUGCAAUAGCGAAGGACAAGACUUCCGGCAUAAAUCCAGGCAAUUUCUGUGUUUUCUUUCAUUUUGUCAGCUUACAGUCUAGCGUGCUGUCCCACCCACAAAACUCCCUUUACCAUAAAUCACGUAUGGCACGAUCCACAGUCUACUGACAGUUAAGUGGGGUCCUUCUCUAUACCGUUGCCCACUAGAACAAAUAUGUCACGCAACUAUGAUUUUCUCUCUUUUACGUUAUUAAGAACGUCAAGCGUCUUCUCUUUGAAGAUCCCUAUUAUCACAGUUCCCGUAUUGGAUAUGGCUUUGCGCCAUAGUUCCGGGGAGGGGAGACUAUCUUUCCACGAAGACCCAUUUUAAGUAUUAAAUUAAACAAGCAGUGUUGAAAAGGCUUUUUGACUCAUAUAUUUAAAACACCACGUCUCAUCUCCUUAAUGGUUCCUAUUAUCAACAUUUCCGCAUUUAAAAUGACCUAGCACCAUAUUUCGGCAAGGGAGCGGGGCACGCGUGUCCGCCCCAACUACUUUAGUAACCAGAAAUUAAUGUCCGAAACUUUUUAUUUUUCUACCCGAUUGGAGCACACCAAUGGGGUUUCGGCCUGUCAGUGACGGGUGUAUGUUCCUGCCAUCGAGGCGGAAUUUAAACUCCUUCCACUAAUAUCUCAUUUCACUGGAAAUCUUUGUGCCAUUAACAAAUAAGUGGGCUAGAUUCAGCAUCACAUUAAAUACAGUAGGCGACCCAACUGAUAAAAGGUGACGAAAUUUACGAAUGAUUGCUAAUCACUCGCAAACAAGCACCAAUUUAUGAACCUUAUAUCUGCCUUAAUAAAGAACAGCUUUAAGGGAAUUCAAGACAUAAAAGCUUUACUAAAAAUAAUAUAAGGAUUUUCAAAAAUACCAUUUUUUAGCAAAGUGGAAAAUAACAAAGCGUAAAAAUGGUUGUGUUUGACCAAGCUUCUCUUUGGAUGUACAGAAAACCUGCCCAUGCGAGAAAGUGAGGAAACAUGACAGUAAAAAUAGCAUACUACUAGGAAAUGGUCUUUCAGUAAAGUUGACAUCAAAAUAUCCUUUGAGAAUCGGUGUAAUUUUGGAUUUUGUGAUUUGCUAGUAGCCUAUAUCCUCAGUAUAGAUCCCAAGAGCAGUUUCCUGAGAAUUAGUUGUAAUUUCCAAGGUUUUGGUUUGAUUGGAAUGCAGCCCAACAAAGCAAACAGGAUUUAGCUAGAGGGCCGUCAUCGGAAUAAAGAUUUUCACAAGGUCACAUGUCGUCAAGCCGAUCAGGGACUAACUAUUUUGUGUAUAUUUAUAGAAUAUUUUCCCCGUGAAACUAAUUUGCACUUCUUCCCUGUUAUGGAUUUUGUUGAGUUUCAGAAUGGCUGUGAAAUAUCCCUAAGCACAUCACGAUUUCCAGUGUUUUUAAUCAGUCACCCAUACAGACAGAUGCUGUGUUAUGCGUUCACUAAAACCUUCAAACUACUAUUUCUUUGUAAAAGCAUUUACCGUGGUAGCGAGUGUUUUGGAGUUCCUUUUCAUGUGGAUGGUCGUUUGAGCCAUAUUUGUGGACUUACCAAAGAAAGAAGCCUCACUGUCAGGAGAAACGGACCUCUACAACAUAUAUCAACAAAAAAUUUGCAUUCUAUCAACUAGGAAACUUUUUCAACAAGUUACCCAUUUUAGGAGUCCUUUAGUAGUGGAUUCUAUCGACGGAUGUCCGCGUAAUUUAGAUUUUUACACGGCAAAAGCCAGGAGAAAAAUUGAUACAUUUGGCUGUUUAGUUUCGAGUUACCGAAAACGGAUGACCAUGUUUAUCUUUUUAUAUGGCGGCCAUAUUUGCUAUCCUUGCCCACCUUUCGGCGCGGUUCUAUGAUUAUAAAUGUAGAUGAAUGCUGCUAGUUUGCAAAAACACUUAGUGAUUUGCCCGUUUCAUUUCUACGUCAUGUAUAAGCAGGAAUUAGGAUGCAACAAAAGUAAUGUUUCUUAUGUGUAGGACUGAAAAUAACUUGGUGUGAGAAAAGUAAAGCAGUAUUUCGUCGGAAUGAAUUUUAAGCAAGCAGAGACAGCAGAAUUUAUUGGAACCACUAGAUUUCGCGACGACCUAUCAACUGCUGCCUCGCUGUUAUCAACAAUAGCAAAAAUAUCGUCCACAUAUCGUUUGCAUAGUGUUUUCAUAUUCAAUUCAAAUGACAACCUUUCUUCUAAGUGACCCGUAAAAAUGUUGCGAAAGGUUGGACCAAGCGGACGUCCCAUCACUAUUCCAUCAUUUUAUCUGUACGACUGUCCAUUAAACAGAAACUGAAGCUUCUAGUGUAAAGUCUUGACAGGUCACGCAGUAUUUCGUGUGAAAGACGGGUUUCAGACGCACGGGCGCAUGUGACAUCUAUUGUCUCAUCAAGCGGUACAUUUGUGAAUAUGAAAACACUACACAAAAGAUAUGGGAAUAAUAUUUUUGCUAUUGUUGGUAACAACGAGGAGGACAUAGACCUACUUGUUAUCAUAUAUAAUCUCCAGCCAAAGACCAAAUUCACGAUGGAAAGGGAGCAAUGUAACGAGAUAUCUUUUCUGGAUGUCCUCAUGAUAAGACAGGAAGAUGGUUCAAUAAGGCGAUCGAUUUUCCAUAUGGACACAUGAAAGGAUCAGUACCUACACUUCCUGAGCUUCGUACCAAUACAACGAAAGCGAAAUCUGGUUUUCACUCUUUUCCAAAGAGCAAGAAACAUUUGCUCUAUUGAAACACUGGAUGUUGAAACCUCGCCUCAAAACAGCCCUGCUUAAACGUGGAUAUUCAACGGGUUUUAAUCAAAAAGUACAGUAACGCUUUACGGCCAAAAUUGACGAAGCAAUCAGUCCCGAAAAAGCUCGUUGUAAUAUCCCUACCCUUUAAGGGUGACAGUAUUUCAAUUACCAUUAUGUGAUGAUCGAGAUGCGCCAUUGAAAGAACAUACAACACAGCUUAAUUCAUAUUCUGCAGCUCCACUAAGGCUAUCUCAGUUCCAUGGGCAAAGGAUUCCUUGCCAUUGCACGCCAAAUCAAAUUGUGCUUACGAAUCCACAUGCAUUUGUGGAGGAAAGUAUAGUAGGUGAACGCGAAGGCAAUUGGCAGCCAGGUCAGUUCAGCACCUGCCCAAAUGGUUUCUAAAGCAGGAGAAUAAAAUUCCACGGUCUUCUAUCACAAAACACCUCCUUGAUAGCAGUUAUUCGGUUGACCCCAAAACAUCUUUUCGAGUAUUAGUUCGGACACAAACAACUCAGAUACUGCGCUUAUUGGAGGCAGCCUACAUACGGCGGGAGAAACCCGACCUAUGCAAACAGUUAGAUUACGUGACUAACCCAGUUUGCCCUGGUAAAGGUUGGUUUGCGCAACCGCUCUUCGUGUUAACUUUCGUUCCUAAUUUGCAUUUUCAAUUUAACAUUUUAUUGAUUAGUCUGCGUGCAUUAUACGACGGCCUUGCUGUUUGAUAUUGAUUUUACAUGUGGAAGUUCAAACCUCUGUAUCUUUCUCAUUUGUUAUCUCUGUUAUGCAACGACACGCUGCAGUUGACAAGCCGUCGCGAAAUUAAAUGGUUUCUUUAAAUUCUACAGUCUAUGAUCGCUUCAAAUUACUGUUGGUAGUCUCCUUUAUGUCAUCUUAAAAUUUUUUUCCAAAUAGCGAAAUGAUUUCGACCCAUUUAAACAAAACUUGCCUUUAUGCAUCGUUACUACAGUUUGGGCCUGAAAUGUCGCAGGGUUGUUAAUAUGAACCUUAAAAUCCGUCAAAGCGCCCGUUUCUCGUAAAAUAACCUGUGAACUUUCGGUCUGAUUCGCACGGUUGGUAUGAACCAAAAAAUUAACUUUGAAGUAUUGCAAGUUCUUUUUGACAGAAUUCAUGUGGGUGCUCUAUUCUUUUCUGAAAAAACCAUUUUCAGCUGCACAAAUGAAGUACGGGCCAGGUAUUAGCAUGGCAAACUUUACAAACAUAUAGCAGCGUGUAUGUUCGCUCAAAUCUAUUAGCAUGCUGGUUGAUAAAAUAACGUGAGCAAGAAAAAGACAUUUCCUUGAAAAAGCUUUACGAGCGCGUUAAAUGUGCAACGCUUGAGACGUCCAAACUUCGCAUAUCAGUUUCUGUCAUCUAGUUUCGUGAGCCAGGUCAAACACCGUAUAAGCGUGUCUGAGAAGGUGGAAAUGGAUAGUGUUUCCUCGUCCCACAGAUGACAGGAAAAUGCCUUAAUCACAGAGAGGAUAUUAUUUGGCCUACAAAAUGCCCAGUUAUUCUGUCUUGAAUGGGAGAUUCAGCGGAAACUAAUGAGGGCGCUCCUUCAGAAAAAUCCCCAUAAAUCACAGAGAGGAGAAUUUCAGCCUAACCCCUCUUUUUGUUGUGUUUUCCCAAUACGCAAAACAUGCCAACUGAUUCCAAAUUGUUUAGUCCUCGUUCAACAGAAGUGUAACUGAGGACACUGCUUUUUAACUUCGUUGGGACGUGUUUUAAACCGACCACAGAGAGGGAAUUGGAGCGGAUGCUUCGCACUCAGAAAGUCUCUGUUUGCUUAGGACCACGAGGGCAGAGGUUACUCUCCUGGAACCCGGUUUCGAUCUAAAAAGAAUUGAAAAGAUUUGAGUCUCUGAAGGUAGCUAACUACUUAUUUAUGCUUUACUCAUACAAUAGAGGGGCUAACUCAUUAAAUGUCAACCGAAAUUCCGAAAUGCGAUUUCGUUUCGGAAAGGUUAAUAAAAUUGGGUUUGAAAAACAAAUCAACGUACAGCCAAAUUCUGCAAUAAUUCAGUUACCUUAGGAUGCCGACUUUCGAACGAAAUUCUUUCCUGCUUCAUGCAAAAACUACACUCUGUAAAAAGGACUAUUUAUUUAGCAUGAAUUUUCUCAUUGAUUUUCGAUGCCCCUAAAAGUCCAAUUAUAUUUCACGGAAAAAAUGCAUUAAAUAUUCAUUCUUUAGCCCAUUCGGUAGAUAAUUACGUCUUCUUCUAACUUUACACUCGAAGGAGGAACAUUAUUCGGUUUUAAAGAAGUUUACAAUUGUGGGACUUUCAAAUAUCGUGAAAUGGCCGUUCAUAAAUCGUCAUGUCUCUGCAUUUACCAAUGUGGCUUGUAAAGUUAACAAUAUGGAUCAAGUCCACUGCUAAAGUUUAUGAACCCUAUAUAGUCCCCCUUAUUGCCGUAGAGAACUGUGUGGUUUUCCGUACGCGGAAAACAUACGGAUUGUAGUUUAAAAAUUCUGAAUACAAGUGUAACGUCUAGUCGGGUUCAAAAUGAUUCGGGAAUUAGCAAAGUUUUUGAAAACCGAAUUGUACUCUUCUUUUGAAUAUGAAAUUGGAAGAAGACGUGAUUUUCUACCGAAUGAACGAAAGAAUGAAUAUUGUUAUGCAUGCUUUCCAUGAUAUAUAAUUGGACUUUUAGGGGUUUAGAAAAUCAAUGAGAAAAAUUCAUGCAACUUAAGUGGUCAUUAUUCCGUCGCCCCGUCGGCGCGACAACAUUGGCAACGGUGUCAGAUUGGGGGCAACAGCAUCGGCUACACCAGGCGGACCUCAAGGAAAACUGCCUAAAACACUAGGUGUCGUUCAUCUAGGAGCCAGGAUGUACAGUUAAAGGGUGGUGGCUGAUCUCUCGCUCGGAGUGCGCAGCUAGGAUGUCAUUCAAGUUAAGGUCCAGUUAUUUGGUCGAUACAGUCCUCGCGAUAGAUCCUCCAUUCAGGUUGUCCCUGCCACUUAAAAUCCGGCUCGAGGAAAGGAAGCGUGUUUGAAUAUUGCUACAUACAGUGGCGGAUUCAGAUAUCUCCCGAGAGAGCGGAGAGAAAAGCAUUUUCAUGCAGUUGAGGAUGCUUCUUUCCGGUGUCUUUUCGUCCUGGGCAGGUGCUUGCUGUGGAUCAGAGGGUGUGGAGUGGAGCUCCAGAGUGCGGGCUCGGCCGCACCAUCCACCUGCGUCCUCCCCGCGUCCGAUCUCCUUGACUUUGAUCUUGAAUCGAACCCAGGUGGGGAGGAGAGGGUGUGGCAGAUGUAGCGCAAGUGCCCUCUUACUCACUCAAGCACAGGUUCCCGUGCCUGCAUCACCUUGGUGUAGGGCACAAGGUAGAAAACGUGGGAUGCGAUGGUCGGACUACCAUGUGAAAUGAACAGAAAUAAUAUAAAAAAUAUUAUGUCAACCAAGGGCCCAAUGUCUAUCGUUCCAUCGUGACAUCCGUUUGUUACACAGGUUUAAGUUCUGUACCCAAUAACCCGGUUAAUAGCGCUACGCAUCAGGGCGACCUGGAAAUCAAGAAUGGUUCCUAUACAAUCUCAUGCUUAUUUCAUUGAUUUGGGAAGAGGCAGACCUCGCUAGCCUUAAUGGAUUUUAUUUGGCUAUUAUGACUGAGGAAUUCCCAGUUCCUUAUAACCCUUUUCGAGUUCUUAUUCCUCAUGCAAAAAAUGAAUUCCUAAAAGCGAAUUCGACAAGGAAGAGUCGAUCCGGAGUCUCUAAGAAACUGGUUUUUGCAACUCAUCAGGUCGAAAAGUGCGGCAACCUUUAGAUCACUGCCGAGGUCGACGGUUUUACGCUGGGAGGAUUCUUGAAUCCGAAGUUGGGAAGUUCGCAUGUUUUUUACAAAAUCAUUUAGUGUUGGCUGCGCCAUCCAACUGCGCUCUUUCCGCCUCCGAUCUCCUUGACUCUGUCUUGACAUCGGACCCCGGUGGGGAGGGGAGAGUGCGGUAGAUGCUGCGAAAGUCUACUCUCACUAUAAGUUCGCUCACGCGCAGGACACCGCGCUUGCUUUACCUUGUCGUGGAGCACAGGGUGGAAGGCGACAGUUAAACAAUCAUGUGCAAUAAACAGAAAUGUUAUCGAAAAUAUUAAAUCAUCCAAAGUUCAAAUCUCGAUCAUUUCAUCGUGACAUCCCAGUUGGGUUUAAUUUUUGCGCAUACUAACCCGGUUAAUAACACUACGCAUCAGAACGAUCUGGGAAUCAAGAAUGGUUCCUGAACAAUCUCAUUCUGAUUUUGUCGGUUCGGGAAGAGGCAGAAUUCACUAACAUUAAUGGAUCUGAUUUAGCUAUUCUGACUAAGGAUUCCCAGUUUCAUAUGAUCCUCUCAGGUACUUAUUCCACAUGCAAUAAAUGAAUUUCGAAAAGCGAAUCAGAACGGAACGAGUCAGUCCGGAGGCUCUAGAAAAGCUGGUUUCUGCAAGUCAUCAGGCCAAAAAAUGUGGCUGCCUUUGAACCAUUGCCGACAGAACCACGUGGAAAGUUGUAUGUUUGAAGGAUCCUUGAUUUCGAAGUUGCGAAUUUUGAGUUUUCCUCUAACUCACGUAAUUUUGGACAUCUGUCAAGACAGUCAAAGUGUCUCUGACUCGUAAAACAGGCAAAAAUCAAGUCCUAGCCUAGGAAUUUCAUAAUGCAUUAAAACUGAACCCGUCACUUAAGUAAUACGGACGACAUUUUCGUGCAUGUUGAUUUUUGGUUGUGAACAAUUUUGGCAAUCUGCCCAAAAGAGCAUUACCACACAAGACUGCGUUUCUUUCUAGAGCGUUUCACUGUCGGUACAUAUAUGGCCAUAUUGUAGAAGGGCAUUCAUCAACAAUUUAUUUUAUUGGGCUGGUAUUAUGAGAACUCUUGAGACGAAUACAAGGGCAACUCUGUGGCCCACGAUCAUCAGGUUUUUAAGGCCGAUCACCAGCGGCUCAAUAGGAUUCAUAUCUGUUUCAAUAAUCUACGGCACUAU
Molecule: messenger RNA, 15508 nt
Organism: Spirometra erinaceieuropaei
Lineage: Eukaryota; Metazoa; Platyhelminthes; Cestoda; Diphyllobothriidea; Diphyllobothriidae
Source: the annotation of a GenBank genome assembly